UGUUUUUUUGCAGGAAUGUCGAGGAUUCUAUUGAUUGUGUGCCUUGCACUCUGCUGCACUACAACUUUCGUGACCGGGCGCAGUCAGAUUUGGUGGCACACAUCGCCUAAAGUACAUCACCAAGUCUCAUACUCACCGGAGUUGAUAGAAGACUUGAAGGACUUUCUGGAUCUUAUACCAACUGCAGAUAUUGACGAACUUGUCGCAGAACAUUCUAUAUUUGACUCUGGUUUUCGCCAUGCAGCCGAAUUUCUGCGUAGUUCAGAAUUCAAGGAGCUGGCGCAAAGUGCGGAACAGUUGCCCGAAGUCAUUGAGGUUAUAAAUUUUCUGCAUCUUCACGAUAAGAGUAUCAGGAAACAGCUUCAUUUCCAUAAUUGCCACAACCCGCAGCUUAUCAUCGAAGGCGCUGCAGUGAAAGAGUAUGCCUACUUUGUAUCAAAUGGUUUGUCGCAAAAAAGUCUAGAAGAGGGUGUGGUCGUUGUAUUCCUGCCAGAAUCCCAGAACACUAUUGAGACGCCUGCUGGCUUGGGCAGCUUUGCGAGCUUUACCCAGGAUCUUUUAACGCAUUUGCCACGGGAUCGUUUUGUAGCUCUAAUCACUGAGAAACUCAAUACUGGAACAGUGUUCCCCAAAUUUUAUGCGGCACUGCGUAGUGACGAGUUUAAGCAACUUGUGGAGAAAACUAUGAAAUCGCCGAAUGUUGAGAACAUUCUUCAAACGUUGGCCAGCCAUGAUAUUGAUGCCAACGCACUGAAAGAAAUUGCCUUUGAAGUUAUAUCUUGGGGCCCAGAAGUCAAAUUUAUUAAAAACAAAUUACUACAGUAGAAUCCGGUUAUAACG
Molecule: messenger RNA, 840 nt
Organism: Drosophila nasuta
Lineage: Eukaryota; Metazoa; Arthropoda; Insecta; Diptera; Drosophilidae
Exons: 2
Coding region: 16-825 (269 amino acids)
Source: RefSeq, a predicted model, not a curated record